Haemonchus placei is the source of this 303-nucleotide messenger RNA. NCBI's taxonomy places the organism in Eukaryota, Metazoa, Nematoda, Chromadorea, Rhabditida, Trichostrongylidae. The record is from the annotation of a GenBank genome assembly.
AUGAAGAACCCGCAUGAGGGAAGCGCUGAAAAAGUGGAUAAGAAGAAUAUUGAAGAGGGCCAAGCAGAUCCACAGAUUAUUAAGAAGACACAAGAGAAAAACAAAGAAAAAGUGACUAAGAAUUCUUCCAAAGAUGCUCCAGUAAUAUCAUCUGAAUCCGCGGGCGGUUCUGGUAGAGCAGCUUUACCUCAGACGGAUUUGGCACUUCUGGCUGCUGCAGAGAAGAUGGCCUUAGAGAAAGGUGAUUACGAUACCUUCGGACCUCCAGGAAAGAACCGUAAGCAUAAAAAGAAGGGCAAGUGA